Messenger RNA from Penicillium subrubescens, 1662 nucleotides. RefSeq names its product putative transporter. Bases 1 to 1662 code for a protein of 553 amino acids. Gene Ontology annotation, molecular function: sulfate transmembrane transporter activity. Gene Ontology annotation, biological process: transmembrane transport. The transcript is spliced from 6 exons. Gene Ontology annotation, cellular component: membrane. The record is from RefSeq and is a predicted model, not a curated record. Lineage: Eukaryota; Fungi; Ascomycota; Eurotiomycetes; Eurotiales; Aspergillaceae.
AUGACAAUUGAGGAGACAAAGAACGUGGGGCCGGGCCCCAACGAUUAUGACGUGAAGGCUGUGCCUCAAGUCACCGCGACGAGCGAUUCAGAAUCGUCCUCAUCGCUUGGCGGCCGUCGAGGACAGAUCAAGCCCGUUGACUGUGCUUUUGACACAACGGAGGACCCGAGGUACUACAAGCCUAUCCCGGAGUAUGAAGGUGCUCAUCGCUGGGAUCCGGACUUUGAAUGGACAGAGGACGAAGAAAAGGCAGUUGUCAAGAAGAUUGAUUGGCGCAUCUGCACAUUUGCCUGUGUGACGUUUUUUGCUCUACAGCUGGACCGCGGCAAUGUCGUUCAAGCCACGUCUGAUAACAUGCUGGGUGACCUUGGCAUGAACACCAAUGACUAUAACACUGGCCAGACUAUCUUCCUGCUUUGCUUCCUAUUUGCGGAGCUGCCUUCGCAGUUAAUAUCCAAGUGGCUCGGACCCGACCGUUGGAUUCCAGUUCAGAUGGUUUCAUGGAGUUUGGUUGCCGCUUGCCAGGCAUUUGUCAAGAACCGCUCCACCUAUUUCGUUACUCGUGCUUUGCUAGGUCUGCUAGAGGGUGGAUUCAUUCCCGAUACAAUCCUCUUCCUCUCUUUCUGGUACAAGUCUAAGGAGCUGCCAAUCCGCCUGAGCUACUUCUGGGUUGCUUAUCAAGGAACAACAAUCGUCAGCGCUUUCCUGGCUUUUGGCUUCCUGCACAUCCGGCAAGCAGAUGGCACAGGAGGCUGGCGAUAUCUGUUUGCCUUUGAAGGUUUGAUCACCGGUAUCAUCGGCAUUAUCGCCGCGUUCUGGAUGCCUCCCUCGCCAACCCAGACCGCUGGCAGGUUCCGUGGUAAGGAGGGCUGGUUCAAUGAGCGCGAGGAGAAGAUCAUGGUCAACCGUAUUCUCCGGGAUGACCCCAGCAAAGGAGGUAUGCACAACCGCCAGGCUGUCACGCCCCGCAUGCUGUGGCAUGCCCUCAAGGACUACGACAUGUGGGUCAUCUAUAUUCUCGGCCUUACAUGGAUGAUCGCAAAUACUCCGUCCGCGAGUUACAUCAGUCUGCAGCUCAAGUCGUUGGGAUUCAGUACCUUCCACACCAAUUUGCUCACCAUUCCUGCCGCGGUUAUCUUCAUCUGUAACUUGCUGCUGUGGACCUGGCUCUCGGAGCGCUUCAAUCAGAGACUACUGCUUGGUGUUGGCUCCGAAAUCUGGGCCAUUGUCCUACUCAUCGCCCUGGAAGUUCUGCCGGCGCAUGUCAGUCCCUGGACACGAUGGACUCUGUUGACACUGCUCCUCGGCAUGCCAUAUGUGCAUGCGAUCCUCGUGGCGAUUACAUCUCGCAAUGCUGGUACCGUUCGGACACGAACUGUCGCUACUGCGUUGUACAACAUGAUGGUUCAAGUCAGCAACAUCAUUGGCAACAAUAUUUACCGUGAACAUGACAAGCCAUACUACCGCACCGGCAACAAGGUGCUUAUUGCCCUUGCUUCAUGGAGUUUGGUGAUGUUUAUCAUCGCGAAGUUCUACUAUGUGUGGCGGAACAAGAAAAAUGCUGCCAUUUGGGACAACAUGACAAGCGAAGAAAGAGAGCGCUAUGUCGUCGAGAACAAGGAUCUUGGAAAUAAGAGAGUCGACUUCCGCUUCUUACAUUAG